CCUCCUUUCUUUAUUUCUGGAUGAAUGUUUUUUUCUUUUUCUUUUUUUCUGAAGGAAUAUCUAGUCCCCCCAUGCCAAUGUCAGUCACACCCCCUUCAUAAUAAGACCACCACUUGAACCAGAGAGACAGAGAGUUCAUCAGCCAUCAUCAACCAGAAAACGAUCACCAUGGCAGCAGCCUUCGUGAGAUUGUCAAUUCUUCUAGGAUCACUCGCACUCGUCUCAUCAGCCUCCUCCAUCACCAUCAACAACACUCCUUCAGAGUACCAAAACCAGGGCCUUCUUGGCGCCACUGAAGAGAUGCAAAGAGCCAACUACUUCACCUUCGUCACGCUCAUCAACAUGGCCUCUCUCGACUCAACAAUCCAAGCCAACGUCACUUUCUUGAUGCCCAACGACAGGAUGCUCUCGAGGAACGUCAUGGCACCAGGCUCUGUUUCCGCCUUCUUGCUCCGCCAUUCCAUCCCUUCGCCUCUGCUUUUCGACGAUUUGGAGCGUCUCCCAACAGGCUCCAUCAUACCCAGCUCGCUGCCGGACUGCAUGCUCAGAAUCUCCAACAAUGGCAGGAGAAACUUCUCUCUCAACAAUGUCAAAAUCAUUAGCCCAAAUAUUUGUACAGCCGGGUCUUCCAUCCGCUGCCAUGGCAUUGAUGGGGUUUUGCUACCGACUUCGAUGCCGGAGAACAACACAACUUCUCCCUCAUCUUCUUGCUCCAACAGCUCAAGUCCUCCUGUUGCAGGGGCUACAUCUCCAGCGCCAUCUUCACCAUCACUAACUGCUAUAGCAGCUGCCCCAUCACCCACGCAACCAAGUUCCAGUCCACAAAAACCAGGGCCUUCUCCAUGGUUGUCCUAUGGAGGAACACUUCAAUUGUUAGUGACCUCUUUGAUGGUGUUAAUCGUGGGGUCUAUCUAGUCUAGUUACUAUAUAAUUUGAAAAUCUUUGCAGGUGCUAAUUGAAUCAGGGGUAUUGGAAA
Alnus glutinosa is the source of this 976-nucleotide messenger RNA. RefSeq names its product FAS1 domain-containing protein SELMODRAFT_448915. Bases 169 to 915 code for a protein of 248 amino acids. The record is from RefSeq and is a predicted model, not a curated record. NCBI's taxonomy places the organism in Eukaryota, Viridiplantae, Streptophyta, Magnoliopsida, Fagales, Betulaceae. The transcript has a single exon.